Fonsecaea multimorphosa CBS 102226 is the source of this 618-nucleotide messenger RNA. RefSeq lists its product as uncharacterized. The record is from RefSeq and is a predicted model, not a curated record. The transcript has a single exon. NCBI's taxonomy places the organism in Eukaryota, Fungi, Ascomycota, Eurotiomycetes, Chaetothyriales, Herpotrichiellaceae. Gene Ontology annotation, biological process: cellular response to oxidative stress. Bases 1 to 618 code for a protein of 205 amino acids.
AUGUCGCCAAACAUUGCAGAUAGCCUCAUUGCAGCGGUAGCCGAGCGACGAUCGGUCUACAAGCUCUCCGGAGAGACCACCAUCUCCAAGGAAAGGCUAGAAGAUAUCGUCCAGAAAGUCCUCCUAGCCACUCCAUCAGCCUUUAACACGCAAAGCACACGCAUCGUUGUCCUGCUGGGAAGCGAGCACCGAAAACUAUGGGACAUCGUCCGGGCCGGUGUGAAGCCCCUCGUUGCAGCGGAACAGGCAGAGGCCACCGAAGCCAAAAUUACUGGAUUCCAGGGAGCUUACGGCACUAUCCUCUUCUUCGAGGAUCCAACACCGUUUGAACCACUUCAAGCGUUUAAGAUGUACGCCGAUAAGUUCCCAAGCUGGCGUGAACAGACUAGUGGCAUGCAUCAAUUGCUCGUCUGGACGGCACUGGAAGCAGAGGGGCUGGGAGCGAACGUGCAGCACUAUAAUCCCCUCAUUGACGAAAAGGUGCAGGAGACCUGGUCCGAGAAAAUCCCGCGUCAUUGGCAGCUGUUGUCCCAGAUGGUCAUUGGGAAGCCAGUGGGAGACCUACCGCCGGCGAAGGAAAAGAAGCCUGUUGAUGAGAGAUUCUCUAUCAUUGGAUGA